AUGCAACAUUCUAGUAGCGCUAGUCAUAAAAAACACGAAGCCGUUAAAAUACCAUUAAUUACUGAGCCGAAAAAGAAAGAUGAGAAGCCGCAAGAAGUGCCCGAGAAAAAAUAUCCUUUUCGAGGAUUCGGAGGAUUCGGACCACAAAGUGCCAGCACUGAGACCACACAAGGAGAGCAGGAUUUUGCGAAACUAAUACAUUCUCGUUAUAUUGAUAAAGAAGCGAUUCUACUUUCGGCGCUUGAAGAAUAUAAAAAAGUUGGAUACAAAAGAACUCUAUGCAAGAUUACGUUGAUGAUAUUUCUUUGCAUUGGAUUGAUUGCAUUUACUGUGGUUUCUAUCGGAUGUUGGUCGGAGCAUUUAGAACUCACCGAACAUUUGAAUGUUUACGACGGAAGAUAUCAAAAACUCAGAAUGCCGAAUAACACAAUCUUCGAGAUGGAUUGUCCAAUGGUUGGAUUGAUCGGCAAAUAUUGGAGUCCUUCAAGUGCUCAUUUGGACCUUUUCGGCAAAAUUAUUUCGAUUGUUGCCAUUCGGAAAUUAAUGCAGCUCAUUGUUAGACUAUAUAGAUGUAUUCGUUUAAAGACAACGACAGUCGAAGAAGCGAAGAAAAAUGUGGACGAAACACAAAAAGAUUUGAACGGCUUGGCCGAAUCAAUUAUUGAAACACUUUGCGAAGUUUAG
Messenger RNA from Caenorhabditis bovis, 684 nucleotides. Lineage: Eukaryota; Metazoa; Nematoda; Chromadorea; Rhabditida; Rhabditidae. The record is from the annotation of a GenBank genome assembly.